CCCAAGUCUUUAAAUUUGGUCUGGCGCAUAGCCAGUUGUAUAUUGUUCUUGAUCUUCUAUAAAUCAUCUGCGAACAUUGAAUGCGCAGACAAUGCCGAGUGCCAGACAUGGCCCAGGUGCUGGGGCGCCACCGAGGGGCGCCAUGAUGGCAUCUCUAAAGUCUGCGCAGAUGGUCCAGAAUAGAGCCGCUCUGCCUGCUGAGAUCCUUGCGACCGUCUUGGACUACCUGCCAGUCUCCGAUCUCAUGCGCUGUGCUCGAACAUCCAAGCGCAUGAAGGAAAUGGUAUACGAUGACACGCGAUGGGUUCAAAGACUACAAUAUAUGGGGUGUUGGAAUGAAGCCGAGGCAAGAGCACGGUUUGAAGAGGUUAUGCGCAAGAAAUGGGAGGCCCAGAAAGCAAAGCACGACGAAGAGGCGAAGAGGAAUGGAACCGGGGUCAAUGGCACUGGAGGGGGGAGAAAGACGACCACUACGAUUUUCGAUGCUGGCAUCGAAGAAGAGCGGCAAAAGCAGCAGGCACCAGCUAUACAUGGAGCAAAUAGCCUAGCUGACGGAUUCGAAACUUUGGCUAUAGCGCCACCUACAUCCAAACCGACGACUACAAACCCAAGACCGUCAUUGGAGGACCCUAUAGCGUUGCUGACUGUCUUGAGUAAAGUCAAGUCAGUUCGUGGAUAUGCACGACCUGAAUAUGCGCGUGUUUAUGGCGCAUUGGGUCCAUUUUAUCAGGAUUUUGCGAGGUCCAAAAGCCAUACGGAUCCCAUUAUAUUUCGUGUUUAUCGCGAUCCAGAACAACAAGCACAGAUGCUUGCGCAACUUCAGAAAUUCGCCAAAAGCGACUGGGCACAGGGUUGGCGACAACGAGAAGAGAAGCUAAACACAAUGGUCGGCAUCUUCGAAAGUGCAGUUCUCAGAGAGUUUGAACAAGGUUACGAAGCUUGGGACGUGGAAGGACGGAUGCACAGAUAUGCUCACGUCCUUGGUAUUCUUAAUGGAGGACAAGCUGGAGUCGAAAUGUUUGUUCAAAAACAUCCGGUCUUCACAGAUCAUGUACAGUUUGGCAACCCGAUGGACUGCCUCAACCAAGCAGCCGCAGGCUCAAUAGACCUGAAACCAUCCCUCGCAUUUUUCGAGACUCUACUAAAGCUCAUCAAUGAACAAGCAGAAACUAUCGACAAGAUAUUUCCGCCUCGUUUAAAUGUGUUGGAAGUUUUUCUUGAAAGGAUUGGCGAAGACGUCAUUGGAGACUGGGUAACGCCUCUUUUCGACGAGUCACACGAGCGAAAUAUACAAUCUUAUUUAAAAGCGGUUUCGGGGAUAUUCGAGCAAUGUGUACAGUUCUCGCUACAGAUUAAACCACCGAGCACAGCAUCGCCAGAAGAGUUUCGAAGGAAAGUCCACGGGAUUAUUGUGGGGGUAUUUGAACAACAUGUGGACCUAUAUCUUCAAGACGAACUGGAUUUCUUCAAGGAAGAAGCAGAGGAGCAAGUUAGCGGUUGGGAAAGGAAGCUCUCUGAAGAAGAUGCUUCGACAGAGUCGUUCUUUAUGGCAAAUGUGAACCGACAGGUGGACAAGAAGGAUUUCCUGACAUCCUUCAGGAAGGUGGUCAUGAUGCCCGUCAAUGUGCUCCCAAGUCUCUCACCUUUUGCGACCUCAAAGUCGAGCGCAACACUUCAGGUUACUAGUGUGGCUACCUCUAGGGCUGAAGCCUCAAUCACACCAACAUCAUCAAGGUCACACUCGCCAGCUGCAGUCCCGGGCAUGCCAUCGCCAAGUUCCGCUCCAAGGGAUGAGCUUGCGGCCAAAUCUGCCAUUAUGGCAAACAAGCUCGAAGGCAUCAGGACACUUUUCAGCAUAGAGAUUGCACUGACACUUGUACAUUCCGCCAAAACCAGCCUUGAAAGAGCCGCCGCGUUUGUGCAACUCGGUGGCCAAACAGGGGAAGAGGCACGAGAACAAUGCGAGAUGAUAUUCAUAUUUCUACUACAAACUCUGGGAUCACGGCAUGUCAAGAGCGGAUUCGACAAGGCGGUUGAUCACUUAUCCAAGUACAAUCCACGAGAAGUGAGCGAGCACAGCAAGAAAGGAGUCGCGCCUCUCGUCACUUUUCUAGAGCUUGUCAACGUCGGCGACCUGAUCUCUCAGAUGGUCGACGUCUUCUACGAGCAGCAACUCGCCGCGACAAAGCUAGUAGACAAAAACGACUUCCUCGACCCCGCCGUCAAGGCCAAGAAGAAGUUUGAGCAAAUGCUCGACGAGCGUGUCGCCGCCGGGUUGAACAAGGGCAUUGACGUGCUCAUGGACGAGAUUGAAUACGUCUGCGCCACCACACAACCUCCAUCCGACUACAACCCCCCUCUAACAGCAUCCGGUAUACCCGACUCGACCUUCGACAUCGGCCCAACAAAGUGCGCGCAGGAGGUCGUCGAUAUCGUGUCCUCUCACACAGACAUGCUGACGGGCAGCACGGACAAGAACAUGCUCGACGUGUUCAACCAGGAGGUCGGACUACGACUCUUCACAGUGCUAUGCAAGCACGUCAAGCGUCAGCGCAUCAGCAUCGACGGCUCCAUCAAGCUCAUCUCCGACAUGAACCUCUACUUUACGUAUAUCCAGCGCCUACGCAACGCUGACUUGCUGCAGUACUUCCGCGCGCUGCGCGAGCUCAGCCAGAUCUAUCUAAUUGGGCCGAAGCACGCGAAGGAGAUGGCGGCGGUGAUUGCGGAUGGGGAGCGCUUUAGCGGCAUCUUUCGCGCCGAGGAGGUGUAUGAGUUUGCGGAGAGGAGGGCGGAUUGGUUUGUUGUUAAGAGGGAUGUCGAGAGGGCGAUGUAUGGGUUUGGUUGUGCGGUUAUGUAGAGGGUUGGGGUGGCUUUGGUUACAAUUUGGACCAUGGGAGGCUGGCAAGGCUGAAGGCAGGAUCGUGGUAAGGACGGGAUGAAUAAAGGGCGGCAAUAUAUUAGGACA
Molecule: messenger RNA, 2965 nt
Organism: Pseudogymnoascus destructans
Lineage: Eukaryota; Fungi; Ascomycota; Leotiomycetes; Thelebolales; Thelebolaceae
Gene: RCY1
Product: F-box protein: endocytic membrane traffic, recycling ReCYcling 1
Exons: 2
Coding region: 92-2857 (921 amino acids)
Biological process (GO): exocytosis; Golgi to plasma membrane transport
Cellular component (GO): cytoplasm; exocyst
Molecular function (GO): protein binding
Source: RefSeq, a predicted model, not a curated record